GGCUGACGGGCGUUGCCGUGGAAACGCGCCGCUGUUUGCCACCAAGAACGGGGCCUGGUACGAGCGGGGCCGCUGGAUGGAGCCAGUGGGAGACUCAAAGAUCUGUGACUCCCUUCAGCUGCCGUUAAAGAUCAUAUCAGAGUGACUGGCCUAUUUACCAGUGGGAGCUUUAGAGCUGCCAGUCCUUUGGAACCGAUGGAGCAUCUUCUGCAGGGGUCCUGAAAAGCAAUGGCUGCUGCGUCACCUCUGAACAGAGCACCCCCUGAACGGCAGACCUCCUCUGGCAUCACAGAGCCUCCCCUCUGGCAGGCGUCCUCCGUCGCCAUGCACGUCACCCGGCCGAAAUCUGCAAAGGGGCGCACUCGGUCAAGCUUGAAUUACUCCCAUAGCAUGGAGGCCUAUUCCUGCCGAGCCCCCUCGUCCCCGCAGCCGCUGGUUCCCUGCGACGAGCCAGGGAGCGGCCGGAGGGCGGCCUCCUCCCAGCAGCUGUGCCAACCUGUCCAGGUGCCUCCGGCCGAAAUCCCCGACCUCCUCCAGCAGGUGCCCGCCCGGACCUCCUCCUCCUUGAACAAGUACCGGGUGCUCCCGUCCAUCAGCAGAAAGGAGCUGAGGAGAGGCGCGGUGGAGGUGAUGUCCGAGCAGGCGAGCCAGCUCCGAGUGAGCACCCGGCCGAAGGAGGAAAAGCAGGGCAUCCAAGCGCGCCCCCCAGAGAGGCUGCCCAUCUCUGCCGUGGCAAGACACAACAGGGGUGGCGGCGAACACGUCAAAAUGUCGCCCCCUCCCUUGGAAGCAAAGCCAUUAGGUAAAAUGAAGGAAGGAAGCACCUGGCCAGCUCCGGCUCCAGAAGAGCCCUCCGAGAGGGAGCCCAGGUUGCUCUUGGCCGUCAGGUCUCCUUCGGGUCAGCGGUUUGAACACCACUUCCGGCCGACCGACAGCCUCGAGACCGUCCUCGCGGUGGCAGAGCGGGAAAACUCCACCGCGUACCAGCGCUGUAGUAUCGAAACCAUGGAAGUGCCUCGGCGGACCUUCUCGGACCUCACCAAGUCCUUGCAAGAGUGCGCGAUCCUCCACAAGUCGGUGCUGUGUAUCUUGCAGGAGGAGUCCGAAGGAGAGCUUUAAGCAGCCAGGGGCUGCUCUCUGUAUUAAAAUGCCAUUGGGGGCCACGGAUCUCCGCCUGAUGUCCACUUC
Euleptes europaea (tarantolino) is the source of this 1188-nucleotide messenger RNA. RefSeq names its product UBX domain protein 10 (gene UBXN10). NCBI's taxonomy places the organism in Eukaryota, Metazoa, Chordata, Lepidosauria, Squamata, Sphaerodactylidae. The transcript is spliced from 3 exons. The record is from RefSeq and is a predicted model, not a curated record. Gene Ontology annotation, molecular function: ubiquitin binding. Bases 229 to 1119 code for a protein of 296 amino acids. Gene Ontology annotation, cellular component: endoplasmic reticulum.